AUGUCAUUCCGCAAACGAAACAUAGGUCUGUCACCAGGAGCCGAUCGGGUAGCGGCAGCAAAUGCUCCUGCGCAACCGCAUCCUCCUGCCCUCGUUCCAGAGUCGACUCCCGGCGUUCGUCCGUCGCCCGAUGAUGGUCGGCCUACAACCUCCACAGGAACUCUUUCCCUCGACAACCUCUUGGCCGGACAUGCUGGACUUCCCCUGGGGAAGAUGCUGUUGAUUGAAGAGAACGGAACUACAGAUUUUACCGGGACGUUAUUGAGGUACUAUGCCGCUGAGGGCGUGGUGCAGGAUCAGAAGGUUCAUGUCGUUGGGAUGCCCGAACAGUGGGGGAAAAGCCUCCCUGGGCUGAUAGGACCUGCAGACACUCGAGAUGAAAAGUCUGAGAGGCGGAAGGAUGAGCGCAUGAAGAUUGCGUGGCGGUAUGAACGCCUGGGAGAGUUUGGAACGGGUAUUGCAGGUUCAAGAACUCCCGUAGCCUCAGGUGAUCCGAGUAAGUCUACAGCAGACAGCAGCCCGGACAGACAACCAGCGUUCUGCCAUUCCUUCGACCUCACAAAGCGUCUUGCCCAUCCCUCAAUUUCCAGCAUGACAUUCAUACCUGUCGUGCCCUCGAGAGAAUCACCAUUUCUCCUAAUCCAUCAGCGACUUUUGUCUGCUAUUAAUUCAAGUCCUCCUAACACGGUCCAUCGCAUUGUGAUACCUUCCCUGCUUAACCCCACAAUAUACCCACCAGAAUCCAGUCAACCCGAAUAUGUCCUGCAGUUCCUUCAUUCCCUCAGGGCCCUUAUGGCCGCAUAUGCUACGCGAGUCACGGCAAUAAUCACGUUGCCCCUAUCUCUUUUCCCUCGAUCGUCGGGUCUUGUGCGGUGGAUGGAAAUCAUCUGCGAUGGGGUUCUCGAGCUUUGUCCCUUCCCACACUCUUCAGACGCCAUUGCAACCUCGGGGGCCGCAACAUCUCAGGAGGAACCGCCACAGGGCAUGUUAAAGAUCCAUCGGCUACCAGUGCUCCACGAACGGGGUGGUGGGAAUGUAGAACACACUGGACAGGACUGGGCAUUCACGCUAAGCAGGAGGAGAUUCGACAUCAAACCGUUCAGCCUGCCUCCUGCUGAAGGGGACCAGGAGGCACAGGAAGCGGCAGUUUCAGGUGGAAUGCCCAAGAAAUCGGACCUCGAAUUCUGA
Messenger RNA from Monascus purpureus, 1188 nucleotides. NCBI's taxonomy places the organism in Eukaryota, Fungi, Ascomycota, Eurotiomycetes, Eurotiales, Aspergillaceae. The record is from the annotation of a GenBank genome assembly.